UCCAAUCGCAUCAAUUGAAUAUGAACAGCACAUAGAAUACAGCCUCAACAUAGCCUUCUUAUUUCUUGUUGGAAAUCUAUCCUCAAGAAAUUUUUGAGGGCAUAAUAAUCGAUACUUCUCUUGAGGUAUGCCAAUCUUUUCGUGAUUGCUCAAUCAAUCGUUGUUUUUCUUAUAUAGUUAUACACCAAAAACCCCAAGGCGAAACGUAGAAGGCAAAGCUAAGAUGGAAACUUUGAAGAUGCCAAGGCAGAUUGAUCCGCAAGAUUUGGGAAUCCAUGUACUUGUCGAUUGCGAAAGCCCUCUUGUUGAGUAUGUACUCUUAUUUGUUUCAUCUUACCUUCGGAUAAUACUAUCUUCGAAUACUGACUCUUAUAAAGUAUAGUGGCUGUUCAUGGACUUGGGGCCACACCAAUGACGACCUGGACCAAAGCACGGAGGCCACAAGAACAUAUCGAUCGUAAUACCGAAUCUAGCAUUGCACACCCGUCUGUUCCGACGAAUAAAUCUGAGGAUCGCGUUAAUUGGUUAAGCGAUCCAACAAUGCUUCCAGCAGAUAUCACCAAUGCCCGAAUAAUGGCCUUCAAUUAUGAUAGUAACUGGUAUGGCGAUAAUGCUAUCAAAGUUCGUCUUGACCAUGUUGCGGAUGAUUUGAGACGAAAGAUUUUGCGACAACGAAAGGUAAAGAAGGGUAAUGUACCAUAUGUGACUUAUGUUAUAGGCUAAUGAUUGCUAGAAUUGUUCUUCACGACCAUUAGUGUUUAUUGGGCAUUGUUUUGGUGGUCUUGUGAUUGAAAAGGUAUUUUGGUUAGCAAACUAUGAAUUUACUUGUUACUAACUUCAGAUGAAGGCUUUGAUCAAACCUCAAAUGUCGAAAAUACUCGAUUUUACGAUAGGGGUUAUAUUGCUGGGGACACCACAUAGAGGCACUGAUAAUAUUACCUCGAGCGAACUUCUGCAAAGAAUUAUCCGUGCUGGUGCUGCAGGAGAAGCAGCCUCAUUAAUCGCAUUAGAAGCUAAUAACGAAAUGGUAUUGGAUGCAGUACAAGGGUUUUCAAUGGUGGCUCAUGAAAAGAAUAUUCCAGUACAUUGCUUUUUUGAACAAAAAAGCUCCAAGGUAUCCAAAAUGUUCGGCGAUGAUUAUAAGGAUUUUAUUGUGGAUGAAAAGUCAGCUAUCUUAGAUGGCUGUGAACGAUAUGGCCUGCCACUCGAUCACUACCAACUCAAUAAGUUUUCCGAUCCUAAGGAUGGAAAUUGGAGAGAACUUUCUGAUGUCAUCACCAAUCUUUGUGAGAAUGCACAUCAAGAACUAGCUAGUCGCAAGAGUGGGAGUGGGAGUGGGAGUGGGAGUGGGAGUGGGAGUGGGAGUGGGAGUGGGAAUGGGAGUGGGAGUGGGAAUGGAGAUGGAUAUGAAAGUAACAGUCGUGGUGGAGGAGCCAUCUUUUCCGGCCAUUUUUCUACUCAAGGUGGAAAGCAAUUUAAUGGUGGUAAUUUCAAUUCGGGUGGUGGACCAAUGAAUUUUUAAAGAAUCAUCAUUAGAAAGGAUUUAAUCAAUUACUUCGAAUCUACAGAUAAUGAUAAAGAAAAAGGGAAGGGGAAAUAGACAUUAGAUAGGGGGUCUGUCUUUCUUUAUCUCUCAAGAAACAGGUAUGGCAAACGCCACGUUUUAAAUCCAUUAAAAACCACCGCUCUUUGCACCGACUACAC
Sclerotinia trifoliorum is the source of this 1704-nucleotide messenger RNA. The record is from the annotation of a GenBank genome assembly. NCBI's taxonomy places the organism in Eukaryota, Fungi, Ascomycota, Leotiomycetes, Helotiales, Sclerotiniaceae.